This is a messenger RNA of Oppiella nova, 518 nucleotides long. NCBI's taxonomy places the organism in Eukaryota, Metazoa, Arthropoda, Arachnida, Sarcoptiformes, Oppiidae. The record is from the annotation of a GenBank genome assembly.
UCGACGGACAGUCGUCGUCAUCCAUGCAAUCGGCGGCCGCGGCGACGGCCGACCACCAGUCGAGCCAUCCGUCCAGCGGUGUCCAGAAGACGUGGAAUCAGAUCAAGUGGACGGCCUCUCACGUGAAGCCGCGAGUCGUCGCCAGAAUCAAUCACAACCAGAAUGAGGCCAAAGACAAGACUGAGAAACGGCUGCUCGACGAAUUGUAUAAAAUGUUUACCGAAACCGAGUCCUUCUACUACUCCCUGUCCGGUGAUCUGACAAAUUCAGUGCAAAGACAGCAACGACUGAGCGAUUCCGACAAAAAGUUGCCGCUCUGGAAGCGAGUGGACGACCGCUUCUUCUGGAACAAAGUCAUGUUGAAACCCAUCAUUGAGUGCGAGUCCACCGGUGCGGUCGACCCGUGGAUUCUGCCCAUCAUUCAGGGCUACGUCAAGAUCGAGACCUGUUUCCUGGAUCUGUGCGACGCGUCCAACAUCACCACCGAUUGCAAGUCCUUAGAGGACGUGCGGAUACCG